CAGAGAAGGCCAAGGUGCAACUGUCUUCAGUUGUCCCGAAUCCAGGUUCAACUGACACAAGGCACCUCCACCAUGCCAACCAACUUUGAUCCCAAUGAGAUCAAAGUCAUAUACCUGUGGUGCACCAGCCACGAGGUCAGUGCCACAUCUGCCCUGGCCCCCAAGAUCGGCCCCCUGGGCCUGUCUCUGAGAAAGGUUGGUGAUGACAUCGCCAAGGCAACCAAGGACUGGAAGGGGCUGAGGAUUACUGUGAAACUGACCAUUCAGAACAGACACGCCAAGAUAGAGGUGGGGCCUUCUGCCUCUGCCCUCAUCAUCAAAGCCCUCAAGGAACCACUGGAAACAUCAAACACUGGAAACAUCACCUUCAAUGAGACUGUCAACAUUGCCCAGCAGAUACUCCACCAAUCUUUAGCCAGAGAACUCUCCGGAACCAUUAAAGAGAUCCUGGGGACUGCCCAGUCUGUGGGCUGCAAUGUGGAUGGCCACCACCCUCAUGACAUCAACAGUGGUGCAGUGGAAUGCCCGGCUAGUUAA
Messenger RNA from Lepus europaeus (European hare), 537 nucleotides. RefSeq names its product large ribosomal subunit protein uL11-like. The record is from RefSeq and is a predicted model, not a curated record. The transcript has a single exon. Gene Ontology annotation, cellular component: cytosolic large ribosomal subunit; ribosome. Lineage: Eukaryota; Metazoa; Chordata; Mammalia; Lagomorpha; Leporidae. Gene Ontology annotation, molecular function: large ribosomal subunit rRNA binding; structural constituent of ribosome. Bases 73 to 537 code for a protein of 154 amino acids. Gene Ontology annotation, biological process: translation.